Messenger RNA from Erinaceus europaeus (western European hedgehog), 1282 nucleotides. Its product is annotated as glyceraldehyde-3-phosphate dehydrogenase-like. Gene Ontology annotation, molecular function: oxidoreductase activity, acting on the aldehyde or oxo group of donors, NAD or NADP as acceptor; NAD binding; NADP binding. Bases 71 to 1072 code for a protein of 333 amino acids. The transcript has a single exon. Gene Ontology annotation, biological process: glucose metabolic process. The record is from RefSeq and is a predicted model, not a curated record. NCBI's taxonomy places the organism in Eukaryota, Metazoa, Chordata, Mammalia, Eulipotyphla, Erinaceidae.
AGGGGGCUCUCUGUGCUCCUGCUCCUCGGAAGCCGCUUCUCUCUUCGCAGCGCCAGCCUCUGGAGACACCAUGGUGAAGGUCGGCGUGAAUGGAUUUGGCCGCAUCGGACGCCUGGUCACCCGGGCCGCAUUUGACUCUGGCAAAGUGGAAAUCGUUGCCAUCAACGACCCCUUCAUCGACCUCAACUACAUGGUCUACAUGUUCCAGUAUGACUCCACUCAUGGCAAAUUCAAGGGCAGUGUCAAGGCGGAGAACGGGAAGCUUGUCAUCAAUGGAAAGCCCAUCUCCAUCUUCCAGGAGAGAGACCCCGCCAACAUCAAGUGGGGUGAUGCUGGUGCCGAGUACGUCGUGGAGUCUACUGGGGUCUUCACAACCAUGGAGAAGGCUGGGGCUCACCUGAAGGGUGGUGCCAAGCGGGUGAUCAUCUCUGCUCCAUCCGCCGAUGCCCCCAUGUUUGUGAUGGGUGUGAACCAUGAGAAGUACGACAACUCCCUCAAGAUUGUCAGCAACGCUUCCUGCACCACCAACUGCCUGGCUCCACUGGCCAAGGUCAUCCAUGACAACUUUGGCAUCGUUGAGGGACUCAUGACCACAGUCCAUGCCAUCACCGCCACCCAGAAGACCGUGGACGGCCCCUCUGGGAAGAUGUGGCGUGACGGCCGAGGAGCUGCCCAGAACAUCAUCCCUGCCUCCACCGGCGCCGUCAAGGCUGUGGGCAAGGUCAUCCCUGAGCUUAAUGGGAAGCUUACUGGCAUGGCCUUCCGUGUGCCCACCCCCAACGUGUCUGUGGUGGAUCUGACCUGCCGCCUGGAGAAAGCGGCCAAGUAUGACGAAAUCAAGAAGGUGGUGAAGCAGGCUUCUGAUGGUCCCCUCAAGGGCAUCCUAGGCUACACCGAGGACCAGGUCGUCUCCUGUGACUUCAAUAGUGACACCCACUCCUCCACCUUUGACGCCGGUGCGGGCAUUGCCCUCAACGACCACUUUGUCAAGCUCAUCUCCUGGUAUGACAAUGAGUUUGGCUACAGCAACCGUGUGGUGGACCUGAUGGCCUACAUGGCCUCAAAGGAGUGAGCCCUCUGGAUGGAUCUGCCACCCCAGGGGAGGGAAAGCAGCCCUUGCUUGGGGGGGGGUCCUUCCCCAAUCAUCUAACACCAAGGAUCUCCUGGCUUCCAGAUUCCAUCCCAGACCCUCUGAAGGAGGGGAGGGGCUCAGAGAGUCCUGUAUUGUCACCUAACAUCAAUAAAGUGCACCAUACCCUGCCAAAAAAAAAAAAAAAGAAAA